Messenger RNA from Vitis riparia (riverbank grape), 1107 nucleotides. RefSeq names its product transcription factor MYB2. Gene Ontology annotation, cellular component: nucleus. Lineage: Eukaryota; Viridiplantae; Streptophyta; Magnoliopsida; Vitales; Vitaceae. Gene Ontology annotation, biological process: regulation of DNA-templated transcription. The transcript has 3 exons. The record is from RefSeq and is a predicted model, not a curated record. Gene Ontology annotation, molecular function: sequence-specific DNA binding; DNA-binding transcription factor activity. The coding region runs from base 32 to 823 and encodes 263 amino acids.
UAGAAGGCAGGAAUAGCCAUUUUGAUUGCACAUGUCUUGGGGAAUGAUGGCAGGGCACUUGGGUUGGGGGAUCAUAGAAGAAGGGUGGAGGAAGGGCCCUUGGACUGCUGAAGAGGACAGAUUGCUCACUGAGUAUGUUAAAUUGCAUGGUGAAGGAAGAUGGAAUUCUGUGGCUAGACUUGCAGGACUGAGAAGGAAUGGGAAGAGCUGCAGACUGAGGUGGGUGAAUUACUUGAGGCCAGACCUCAAGCGGGGGCAGAUAACCCCACAUGAAGAGAACAUAAUUCUAGAGCUGCAUGCUAGGUGGGGGAACAGAUGGUCGACCAUUGCUAGAAGCUUGCCCGGAAGAACAGACAAUGAAAUCAAGAACUACUGGAGGACCCAUUUCAAGAAGAAGGGAAAACUCCCUUCCGACAAGUCUGAGAAGGCGAAAACACGCCUCCUAAGAAAGCAACAAUUUUAUCAGCAGCAGCAGCAACAGCAACAGCAACAGCAGCAGCAGCAGCAACAGCAACAACAACUGAAUCAACUGGACCUGAAAAGGAUCAUGGCUUUACUCGACCAACCCGACAUUGGAGACACGCCAAUGGCCCAAGCGAGGCAAGACUUGGGCAGUUGUAUUUACAGUACACAUCAUGCAGCUGAAGAGCAUGGCUAUGUGCAUCUUCCCAUCCCCAACGCAGAUGUGUCUACCCAAGAAUCCUCAAGUGAGGACAUGCUGUGGGAUGGUCUGUGGAACUUGGAUGAUUUCCACGGCAAUCUGAGUGCAGCCUGUGCAGCAAGCAAAGCUAGUUUGCACCAUCUGGUUGCUCCCUUUUACUGAAUUUGCAGGACUACUUGUUUUAGUUUUCCUAGUCUGCUACAACUACCCAUAAUCCUUCAAAAUGAGAAGGCUUCCAAUGAGGAGAUUCCAACUUGUAUAAAAAUUAUCAAGUGAGUUUUUGGAGUGUGCUUUAUGCAAGAUCAGGGCGAAGAAUUGUGUACCUUCCUAAUAAAGCGGUACAAUUGCAUUCUGCAGUGGGGCCGCUGGUGAGUACACAUCUUUGGAUGUAGGCCUCUUUGAUUCCUAUAUAUUUAAUUUUAAUUCACUAAACAUUAUUAUUAUUA